Messenger RNA from Mesocricetus auratus (golden hamster), 1109 nucleotides. RefSeq names its product NmrA like redox sensor 1 (gene Nmral1). The transcript has 5 exons. Lineage: Eukaryota; Metazoa; Chordata; Mammalia; Rodentia; Cricetidae. The record is from RefSeq and is a predicted model, not a curated record. The coding region runs from base 120 to 1019 and encodes 299 amino acids.
UCCUCCCCCCCUAGCCUUUGUCACUCGAGUUGUGAUCUACGAACUGGAAGCAGAAAUCUGGGGCCCUGGGUAUUGCCAGACAGAACUCUUGGGAUCGAGCUCCUUGUGCCCUGGGCUCCAUGGCCGACAAGAAAGUGGUGGUGGUUUUUGGAGCCACAGGUGCCCAAGGGGGCUCAGUGGCACGCGCAUUGCUGGAAGAUGGGACAUUCAGGGUACGAGUGGUAACGAGGAACCCAGAGCAGAGAGCAGCCCAAGAGCUGAAGCUGCAAGGUGCUGACGUAGUGCAAGGAGACCAGGAUGACGAGCCUAGCAUGGAGCUGGCACUGACAGGAGCUCAUGCCACCUUCAUUGUGACCAACUACUGGGAGCAGUGCAGCCAGGACCGGGAAGUCAAGCAGGGCAAGCUUCUGGCAGAUCUAGCCAAACGCUUAGGCCUCCAUUAUGUAGUCUACAGUGGCUUGGAGAACAUCAGGAAGCUGACAGCGGGAAGGCUGGCGGCAGGCCACUUUGAUGGCAAAGGGGAGGUGGAGGAAUAUUUCCGAGACAUUGGUGUUCCCAUGACCAGUGUGCGGCUCCCUUGCUAUUUUGAGAACCUCCUUUCCUAUUUCCUGCCCCAGAAAGCUGCAGAUGGAGAGAGCUACUUGCUGGACUUGCCCAUGGGUGAUGUCCCCUUGGAUGGAAUGGCAGUGAGUGACCUGGGCCCCGUGGUGCUCAGCUUACUGAAGAAACCAGAAGAGUAUGUAGGGCAGAACAUCGGGCUCAGCACCUGCAAGCACACUGCAGAGGAGUAUGCUGCCCUGCUCACCAGACACACUGGCAAGCCCGUGCAUCACGCCAAGACAACUCCUGAGGAAUACGAGAAGCUUGGCUUCCGGGGGGCCCGAGACUUGGCCAACAUGUUCCGUUUCUAUGCCCUGAAACCCGACCGGAACAUUAAUCUAACCCUGAAACUCAACCCCAAGGCCCGGACAUUGGACCAGUGGUUGGAGCAGCACAAAGGGGACUUUGCACAGCUGUGACCUUGAAGCCCUCAUCUGGGGAAUGAGAGGUACAACCGUCUUUUCUUUUGUGGUAUUGUUUUUUUCCCAAAUAAAACCAUUGUUCUUGCA